AUAAAAAUAAAGUUUUUAAUAUAUGAAUAUAUAUAAUACUUAUUUAACAGAUCAUUAUGUACAUCGAAUAGUUCAACAACAUAUUCUAAAAGUAACUAAAGCAGUUUUUAAAAGCCAUUAAAACUAGAACUACUUUUUACCUUACAACGGGUCUUUUUAACCUUACUAUGGGUCUAUAUAUAUUAAAUUUAUAUAUAUUUUUAAAAAGAUAUUUUCUUGGUAUUAACAUAUUUCUUAUCGUUUUACAAGUUUAUUAUAUGGUUUCUACAAGUAAAUGGGAAAUGGUCUAUUUAGCAGCUCAUUAAAAAAAGAAGCAUGUAACUGCAAGCUUGAAGUUUUUCCUUGUGAUGACAGGAAUAUCAAAUGCUCAGGUUGUUCAAAUGUGCAUCUUUACUGUAGUUGUGUUGGUAGUACAAAAGUUCCUUUGGAAGAGCGCUCCUAUUUAAAAGACCAAAGGGAGAAAAUUGGUACUAAAAAAAAGUUUCAAAUAGGAGGUAUUGAUAACUCUGUUUUAUCACCUACCUCAAGAAAUACAAAACAAACAAAAGCUUCUGAUGAAGAAAUUUAUAUUAAAGAGUUUGACACAAUCAUGGAUUCAGAUCAGAUGUAA
Messenger RNA from Hydra vulgaris (swiftwater hydra), 610 nucleotides. Lineage: Eukaryota; Metazoa; Cnidaria; Hydrozoa; Anthoathecata; Hydridae. The record is from RefSeq and is a predicted model, not a curated record.